AUGAAGCUUAAUCUGUGGGGAAAUAUGCUUCCUCUACCCACUUUUCUUCUUUUCUUUUGUUUUGUUUUAUGCAUAUUCCUCUGUUUACCUAACAUCCAAGCCCAGUUUUUAUCCACACCUAGAGCAGGAGAAGGCUUAUUGCUUUUCACCCAGCCAUCCUAUAAUGCUACAAUCUUUGAGAACUCAGCAGUAAGAACCUAUAUCAGAAGUGAGGUGAAAAUGGGCAUCACGCUUGUGCCAUCCUGGCCUUUACACUUGAAAUAUUCAAUUGAGUCUGGAGACACCGAUGGCAUCUUUCAAGCUGAGGACUUUGUAAUGGGAGAUUUUUGUUUUUUACGUAUAAGCACUAAAGGAGGCAACGGUGCCACGCUGAAUCGGGAAGUACAGGACAAUUACACUCUGACAGUCAAGGCAUCUGCCCAUAUUGGUCUGGAGGCCUUGGUCACUAUAUUUAUCAAGGUCUUGGACACAAAUGACCUCCGACCACUCUUUUCUCCAACCUUCUAUUCAUUUGUUGUUUCUGAAAGUGCACCCCUGGGCACCAGCAUUGGACGGGUAACAGCUACAGAUGCUGACAUUGGCUCCAAUGGGGAGUUCUAUUACUUCUUCAAGAACAGAGUAGAGCUCUUUGCCGUUCAUCCAACCAGUGGGGUCAUAACCCUCACAGGUCGACCCAGGAUAGACAAAAGAGAAAAAUUUGAACUGGAGGUGCAGGUGGUUGACAGAGGAAUGAAACUCUAUGGAAGUAAUGGUGUCAGCAGCACUGCUCGGUUAGUCUUAACUGUGGAUAGGAUUAAUGAAUUUGCUCCUGUUCUCAGUGCAGUAGCAGUUACUCCGUCUUUGAUAGACAAGGACCUCAUCUAUGCCGUACUGACUGUCGAGGAUAAAGAUGAGGGGUUAUCUGGGGACAUAGAGUGGGUAUCCAUUAUCGAGGGAGAUCCUUUUGAACAGUUUGUCAUUGAGAGAUUAGCUUUUGGGAAUAAAUAUAGGGUUAAAUCCUCAGAGUUGAUCAACUGGGAAACAUAUCCCUAUGGCUGCAACUUAACUUUCCAGGCCAAAGACAGAGGUAUACCUCCAAAAUUUUCUAAUACCCAAGUUGUUCAGUUAGUGGUUACAAAGCAAGACCCAGUAUUGGCAAACUUUGAAAAAGAUGUUUAUGUAGUUAAGGUGAGUGAAAUAGCUCCCCCAGGCACUAUUGUGGAGGUGGUGAAAAUAUCCCCAGCUCCUCUGAGUGUCAAUUACAGUUUCAGGAGCCUCUCAGAUCCAAUGUACUUUGAUAUAAACCCUUUGACUGGGAUUAUUAUGACCAUAAGGCAGCUGACAAAGAUAUCCCAGGAUUUCAUGGAGAUAGAGGUAGUUGAUUAUGUCAGUCAACAGCAAGCGAGGGUUCAAAUUAACAUAGAAGAUGCAAAUGAUAACUCUCCAGUAUUCAGCAAGCCAUCCUAUGAUAUUGCAAUUAAUGAGAGCUUACCUAUAGGGACUGUUGUUCUUGUGGUGUCUGCUGUGGACAGUGAUAAAGGAGAAAAUGGAUAUGUAACUCACACAAUCAAUGGCGAGGAGUCUAUUCCAUUUAGUAUAGACCAAGACACAGGGGAGCUGACGAUCACAAGAGAUCUGGAUUUUGAGUCCUCAGAGGAUAUUUAUAUUUUUGCAGUGCGAGCUUCUGACUGGGGUUCGCCCUACAGAAGAGAAACAGAGGUUAAUGUUACCAUUCGGGUGGUAAAUAUUAAUGAUAAUAAGCCUGCUUUUGAGAAGGUUUCUUGCAGAGGCAUGAUAAGCCGUGAUUUUCCAGUGAACCAGACCAUUGUUACUUUGUCGGCCAUAGAUAUAGAUGAAGUUGGAAUGGUGAGGUACAAGAUACUGUCUGGGAACGAGUUAGACAAUUUUGAAUUAAAUCCUAAUUCGGGGGCUUUGACACUGAAGAGAUCAUUUGCAUCAGACAGUUUAAAAAAUUCUAUAUUUAACCUGAAAGUGGCUGCAACAGAUGGUGAGAUGUCCUCCGAUCCGACAUUCGUUAAUAUAUCAGUGGUGAGAGGCAGAAUGCCACCCAGUGGGUUCACGUGCAAAGAGACUAGGGUAGCCCAGUUUCUUGCAGAGAAAAUGGUCUCCAAGGCAUCUGCAAUGGCUAAACCAAGAACUGAUGAAAGAUACAUAGACCUUUUCUCUACAAACAAACAAGCUCCACAAUUUGAAGCUCUGCCUACAAGCAUUCUUGUGCGAGAGGAUCUGAGUCCUGGCUCCAGCGUUUUUCAGGUGCGGGCACGAGAUGCUGACAUUGGUUUUAACGGUCGUGUUCUUUUUUCUAUUUAUGAUGGUAACAAAGAGAACAGCUUCAAUAUCAACAUGGAGAGUGGCCUGAUAACUGUUUUGCAACCACUGGAUCGUGAGCGACAGGAUCGCUAUUUUUUGAAUAUUACUAUCUAUGAUCAGGGAAUUCCUCAGAUGUCCAACUGGAGACUGCUGACAGUGAUUAUUGAGGAUGCAAAUGACAAUAAUCCUCAAUUUUAUCAAGACAGUUACUCUGCCAUUGUUUCAGAAAACGCAGACCUCGGCAUGGAAGUAAUUGCAAUUACUGCUUUUGACAGGGACAUAGGCCAGAAUGGACAGUUCUCCUUUAGAAUGCUCACCAGUGUCCCUCAGUUUGGUAUUGACAGUGAAACUGGAAGUGUAUUUGUUGCAAGUCAACUGGACAGAGAAGCACAUCCUGUAUUCAUAUUGAAGGUUGAAGUGAGAGACAAGGCCGAAAGAGGCACCCGGAGGUCAUCAGUAACUACUCUAAGCAUAAUAGUGGAGGACAUCAAUGACUGCUCUCCAGUUUUCAUUCCCAGCAGCUACAUCACCCGAGUACCAGAGGAUCUGCCCUCUGGAACUGUGAUCACUUGGGUGCAGGCUCAGGACCCAGAUGUUGGACCUGGAGGACAAGUCCGAUAUUCAUUGAUCAAUGACUUCAAUGGCACUUUCGAGAUCAGUGCUGUGACUGGCAUGCUGAGGAUAAACAAGGAGCUAGAUUUUGAGACAAAACAGUUCUUUAAUCUAACUGUUGUGGCAGAAGACAGAGGAAUCUUAAGCCUUCGGAGUGUCACAUUUGUAGAGAUUGAGGUCGUGGACGUCAAUGAAAAUUUGUAUGCCCCUUACUUCCUUGACUUUGCUGUGAAAGGUUCAGUAAAGGAGAACUCUCGCACAGGAACAAGUGUCCUGACAGUCAUUGCUAAAGAUGAUGACAGGGGACGAGAUGGCGUCUUGAGAUACUCUGUCCGUGGAGGCAGCGGACUGGGCACUUUUACCAUCGACGAAGACACAGGGGUGAUUUAUACUGCUGGUAACUUGGAUUGUGAGACCAAAAACUCCUACUGGCUCACUGUGUAUGCCACAGACAGAGGGGUUACGCCCAUGUCAGCUUCAGUUGAAGUCUUCAUUCAGGUUGAAGACGUCAAUGACAAUGCUCCACUCACAUCUGAUCCUAUCUACCACCCUGUCGUCAAGGAGAACUCUCCAAAGGAUGUGUCAGUCAUUCGUAUUCAAGCACAGGACCCUGACCUUACAGCAGCACCCACCCGUCUGAGUUACCGCAUCUCUGCAGGGAACCCACAGAAUUUCUUCUCUAUUAACCCCAAAACAGGGCUGAUUACAACCACUUCAAGGAAACUGGACCGAGAACAUCAGGCAGAGCACUUUUUAGAGGUCACCGUAAUCGACGGUCCAGUGACGACCCGCCAGUCCACCGUUUGGGUCAUAGUCCACAUCGAGGAUGAAAACGACAACUCGCCCACCUUCCCCGAGGUCACUUACCGCAUCAGCUUGCCUGAACGGGACCGAAACAAACGGGGUGAACUUGUUUAUCGGGUUUUUGCCUAUGACCGUGACUUGGGCGCAAACGGCAACAUCACUUACAGCAUUAUUGAUGGGAAUGAGGAUGAAAAGUUCAGUAUUGAACCAAGGACUGGUAUGGUGUCCUCAAAGAAGAUGGUCACAGCAGGCAGCUAUGACAUCCUCACUAUAAAAGCUGAGGACAGUGGUAUUCCAUCAUUGUGGUCUACUGUCAAACUCCAUGUUGAAUGGAUUCGCAAACCUGUCCCUUCGCCUAUGCCCCUGCUCUUCACCCAGAGGUCCUAUAAUUUCUCAAUUGCAGAGACAUCUGCUGUUGCUCAGCCGGUGGGAGUGGUGGCUAUCAGCCAGUCAACGACACCUGUCUGGUUUAGUAUUGUUGGCGGCCGGCUUGCCAGAGAAAUGUUCUACAUUCCACAGAAUGAAUGUGGACGAAACUGCUCUCUUGACACAGGGAGCUUUGACAUGCAGUUUGACCUUCAAGUUGGAGUGGGGACCCUUGUUGUGGCCAAGCCAUUGGAUGCAGAAAUUCAGUCUGUGUACAACAUGACAGUACAGGUGACAGAUGGGACCAACUUUGCUACAACACAGGUAUUCAUACGAGUACAAGACAGCAACGACAACCCUCCAGUCUUUUCACAACCGGCAUAUGAUGUCAGUGUUUCUGAGGAUGCACCAUCUGACUUUGAAUUACUUCGACUCAGAGCGUCAGACAUGGACGAACGGGCCCGUUUGAGCUUUUCCAUCUACGGGAGUGUUGACCCCGCGAGUAUGAGACUGUUCAGGGUCAACCCUGGUACAGGGGUAGUUUACACUUCGGACAGACUAGACUAUGAGGCCAGAACUCAGCACAUCCUCACUAUUAUGGUUAAGGAUCAAGAGUUUCCUUUUAAUCGUGACCUGGCUCGCAUCCUUGUAGCAGUGGAGGACACUAAUGAUAAUGUCCCAUACUUUACAAGCACUGUAUAUGAUGCUACAGCCUAUGAGACUUUUCCUAUUGGUACUUCUGUGGUGCAGGUGACAGCACUAGACAAAGACAAUGGAAUUAAUGGUCAAAUCACAUACACAAUUGAAGCAGGCAACACAGGGGGUGUGUUUACCAUAAAUAAUACUACAGGCCUUAUCUUCAUUGCAAAGGACCUGGAUCUCACCUGUCUGGGCUUCUACACCCUCACUGUGCGGGCAAUAGACAAUGGCUUUCCUCCAUUAAUGGCCACUGCUUCGGUCCGUAUUUCCCUGAUGCUCUCCGACUUCUCCAAACCCCAAUUCUCUCAAAAGGAGUAUCAGGCUGAGAUAAUGGAGAAUAGCAAAUUAGGAACAUACGUGACCACUCUCAGUGCCCUCAGCCGCUCACCACUCAUUUAUGACAUUGUCAGGGGUAAUGAGGAGCGCUGCUUCUUUAUUAACCACCACACUGGAGUAAUUACUACCCGCAAACUGCUCGACUUUGAGCAAAUUACAUCCUACUUUCUGAUGGUGCGUGCCUUGAGUAUGGCAGGAGUAGAGGCCAGCACCAGUCUCAUCAUCCAAGUGGUUGAUGUCAACGAUAACCAGCCUGAAUUUCAGAAAAUAAGGUAUAUAGGCACAGUUAGUGAAGCUGCUCCAGUCAACAGUGUUGUCCUCGGAGAGGAUGGUAACCCCUUGGUUAUCCAGGCCACAGAUAAGGAUCGGAAUCAUAAUUCCCUGUUAGUGUUCCAGAUCAUAGAAGAGACCGCUCGUAUGUUUUUCAGUGUGGACUCUGGCACAGGAUCCAUUCGAACCAUUGCCAGUUUGGACUACGAAACCUAUCCAGAGUUCAAUUUUCGGGUUCAUGUUCAAGACAGUGGUCAACCACCUAAGAGUGCUGACAGUCCCGCAGAGGUGAUUAUAAAGGUGAUCAACAUGAAUGACUCACCCCCAAAGUUUUCUCAGGACACUUACGAGACAGUCCUUCUACUGCCAACAUAUGUGGGAGUUGAAGUCUUCCGGGUUGAGGCUUUAGACCCUGAUAUGAUUGGUGACAAAGAAAAAUCUCUCACACCCAAGUUAGCCUAUUCUCUGGUGGAUAACAGUGUGGAAUACUUCACCGUUCAGCGCAAUACUGGAGUUGUGACUAUCACUAAUCCUAACCUCAGCAAAGACCGUUAUCGCUUCAGUGUGAAGGUCUGGGAUGGGCGUUUUUCCAGCAUGGCGUCCAUCACCGUGCUUGUGAGAGAAGCUGUUGACAGUGGCCUGCUCUUCACCCGCCCCAUAUAUUCAGCCUCCAUUCCAGAGAACAAACCUGACAUCACAUUAGUGACAGUUGUAAAUACAGUGGGUCAUCACCUCAACGAGCCACUGAAAUACACUCUGCUAAACCCUGGAGGACGGUUCACAAUACGGCCUACAUGUGGAGUGGUGCUUACCACUGGUGUUCCUUUUGACCGUGAGGAAAUGGGAAGUUAUGAGCUUGUGGUGGAAGUCAGCAGAGAAGAUGAGAUUCUAAGGGUGGCGAGGGUGACUGUGCAAGUACAGGUGGAAGAUCUAAAUGACAACGCUCCAGAGUUUGUGAACCUUCCCUACUAUGCUGCAGUGCAGGUGGAAGCAGAGCCAGGAUCAGCCAUCUUCAUGGUCUCUGCUGUUGAUCGAGACUUUGAUCUGAACGGAGAAGUGACUUACAGCCUGAAGACGCAGCACAGGGACUUUGAGAUGAAUCCGGUGACAGGAGAGCUGGUCUUAAAACGAGCAUUUGAAGCUGACCUGUCAAAUGCAGAAUACAGAUUGAUUAUCAUUGCGACUGAUGGUGGAUUUCCUCGACUGUCCAGCGAAGUGGAGCUGCCUGUUACAGUUGUUAACAAAGCCAUGCCAGUGUUUGACAAGCCGUUCUAUGGUGUAACAGUCAGAGAAGAUGUAGAAGUUUCCACCUCUGUUCUGGGCAUCAAUGCAAGCAGUCCAGAGGGCCAGGACAUCAUCUUCACCAUCUCAGAAGGAGACCCCUCCCUUCAGUUUGACAUAGGCUUUGAUACGGGAAUCAUCAGUGUGAGAUAUCCAUUAGACUACGAGGCCAUGCAGUACUACCGCUUAACAGUGAAAGCUACCGAUACCUUGACAGGGGCAAAGUCUGAGGUGGAUGUAGACAUUGUUGUACUAGAUGUGAAUGACAACCCCCCACUUUUUCAGAACACGUCGUACUCUGCUAUACUAUCUGAGAACUCCAUGGUUGGAACAUCAGUUCUACAGGUCUUUGCACCAGACCAGGACUCAGAGAAGAACGCUGUAGUGACUUACCAGAUCCUGUCUGACAUCUACAACAGCACCGACUACUUCCAAAUUGACAGCAGCAGGGGAUUGAUAUUCACGUCACGCAUGCUUGACUAUGAGCUCAUGCAGCGCCACAACUUCAUUGUCAGGGCGACAGAUAGUGGAGAUCCUGCCCUUAGCACUGAUGUUUGUGUCACUGUGGUUGUAACUGACACAAACGACAACCCCCCUAAUUUCAGCCAAGCGGUGUACGAGGCUUUUGUCAGUGACCUGGCUCCCAGAGGGCACUUUGUGACUUGCCUUCAAGCGUCAGAUGCUGACAUCUGUGAUGCUCAGAGGCUGAGGUAUAGUAUUCUCUCAGGGAAUGAGAAAAUGACUUUCAUGAUGGAGCCAGAUACAGGGGUGCUUCGUCUGUCUAACAAGAGGAGACAAGGCAUGAAACUCUUCUAUCAACUCAAUGUGUCUGUGUCAGAUGGAGUCUUCACCAACACUGCUCAGGUAAUUGUACGUGUCCUGGGAGCCAAUCUGUACAGCCCAGUAUUCAGUCAAAGGUUUUACCUGGCUGAGGUUCUUGAAAAUUCACCUCCAGGAACCAAAGUCAUCCAAGUCUCAGCAAUGGAUGAGGAUUCUGGGCUGAAUGGUCAGAUAACCUACUCGUUCAUCAACGACCUGGGGAAAAUCAAGUUUGGCAUCGAUGCAGACGGGGUCAUAUCCACUCUUCAGAGAUUAGACAGAGAAAAUCCUGUGAACAAAGACAUGGUGCUGACAGUAAUGGCCUUGGAUGGAGGAGGUCGUGCAUCAUUUUGCACCGUGCGAGUGGUCCUGGCAGAUGAAAAUGAUAACGCUCCACAGUUCAGAGCCACAGAGUACCGCAUGAGCAUUAAAGCUAAUGUUGCUAAAGGUUCUCUGGUCACACAGAUUCAGGCCACUGACCCUGAUGCUGGCUCUAAUGGGAGGAUAACUUACUCCCUUUACAGUGAGGCUCGUCUGUCACUCGUUGAUGUGCUGGAGGUGGAGCCAGACAGUGGUUGGAUGAUGACUAAAAGUGCAGUUGACCAUCUUCAAGGAACUGUCCUGUCCUUCUUCGUCAAAGCCACGGACUGCGGCGCUGCUCCCAAACACUCCCUGGUGUCAGCCUUUAUUCAAGUCGUCCCCCCAGAUUCAUUCAUCCCCUCGUUCAGCCAGCCUCAGUAUUCCUUUACCAUCCCUGAGGAUACUGCAGUAGGAACAGUGCUGGGCUCUGUUUACACAGGCCCUGGCCAGACGGGGUUCUUCACUGCUGUCCCUGGGGAGACAAUCGACAGCAACCAGGGAGAAACCUUCCUAGUGGAGAAAGAGACGGGUCUCAUCCGGCUGCUGAAGCCAUUGGACUAUGAGGAAGUCAGCAGCUUCAGGUUUAAGGUUGCAGCAACUGCAAGAAAAGACUUGAUAGAGACCAUAUCAACCGUGGACUUGGAAGUGAAGAUUCUAGAUGUAAAUGACAACAAGCCAGAGUUUGAAACCAGUACGUAUGUAGCCACAGUGAUGGAAGGUAUGCCUUCAGGGACAAGAGUAAUUCAAGUCCGUGCUCUUGAUCCAGACUGGGGCUCUAAUGGACAGGUGGCAUACAGGCUUGGGCUACUGCUCACCUACAACCCGGACCUAACGAAGGACACUUUGUCCCUCACCAGCCCAAUCACCACCGGUUCUGUUUUUGCUAUUGAUAGCAAAACAGGCUGGAUCACCACAGUGACUCAAAUGGACCAUGAGGCCAGCUCGAGUUACAGCUUCGAAGUAGUGGCCUCUGAUCUGGCUGAGUCACAGCCUCUGUCCUCCACCACAGUGGUGACCAUCACCGUGUCGGACGUCAAUGACAAUCCACCGAGGUUCGAGAGGGAGUUCUACAGAGGCGCCGUGAAGGAGAGUGAUCCACUCGGUGAAGUUGUGGCUGUCCUGAAAACCACAGACCGAGAUGGUACUGACCAAAAUCGCCUCGUCAGCUUUUACAUAACAGGGGGAAAUCAGAGAGGAGUGUUUGGCCUUACUCUUGUGCAAGGGGAGUGGAAGGUUUAUGUCAGUGGUCUGCUGGAUCGUGAGCAACAGGACUGGUACUUGCUCAAUAUCACAGCCAGUGAUGGCCUCUAUGUUGCUCAUACUGCAGUGGAGGUAACGGUAAUGGAUGCCAAUGACAACAGUCCCAUCUGCAACCAGGCAGUGUACGGAGCCUCUUUCCCUGAGGACAUUCCCAUUAACAAGGGCAUUCUGACGGUUGGUGCAACAGAUGCUGACUCAGGUUCCAGUGCUGAGAUCCAGUAUUCACUAUUUGGCAUUGGAGUGGAAGAUUUCUAUAUGGAUGCCAACACUGGUGAAUUGCGAACCGCCACCGUAAUAGACAGAGAAACAACACCCUCCUACAAACUCAUUGCUCAGGCUACUGACGGGGGAGGGCUGUUCUGCCGAUCUGACAUUUCUCUAAAAGUGUUGGACGUGAAUGACAAUGCUCCCUCAUUUUCGACAACUCAUUACCUGGCGAGUGUGUAUGAGAAUGCCUCCCCCAAGGCUUUGCUUACUCGCCUGCAAGCCAAUGACCCUGAUGAAGGUCUGAACCGUACAGUUGUAUAUACUCUGGUGGAUUCAUUCGAUGGGAUAUUUUCCAUUGAUCCGGUUACUGGAAUAGUGAUCCUGGAGAAAUUCCUGGACAGAGAGAGCCGAGACUCGUAUCGUAUUCGUGUUCAGGCUACCGAUCGGGUUGGGCAACAGGGGGCACUGUCCUCACAGGUUGAUUUGACUAUCUUGGUCCUGGAUGUGAAUGACAAUGCUCCAGUUUUCCAGAGGAAAGAUUAUGCCGUUACUGUCCCUGAGGAUGUCGCCGUGGGAACCGAGGUUCUGCGCAUAUUGGCAACAAGCGCUGACAUUGGACCCAAUGCCGAGAUCACUUACAGCAUCAGAUCAGGCAACGAGUUGGGAAAGUUCAACAUAAACAGAAAACUGGGUUCAAUUACAGUGGCUGAUGACUUGGACUUUGAGGUAUGCAAGGACUACUACAUCACUGUAGAGGCUUGGGACAAUGGGAACCCUCCUCUUAGCACUGCUACAAUGAUUGUCAUCGAACUCAUGGAUGUCAACGACAAUGCUCCAAUGUUCGAUCAGGAUAUCUAUAAUGUUCUGAUCAGUGAGGAUGCAUCCAUAGGACAGACCGUUACAAGGGUGUUGGCAGAAGAUCUGGACAGCCAAGUAAAUGGGCGAAUUACCUACUCAAUUCUGAAAGGUGAUCGGACCAAUCACUUCUGGAUUGAUCCUGUGACUGGACUGCUUCAAGUUAAUAAGAGACUUGACAGAGAACUAGUAUCCAGGUACACUUUAUCUGUACAAGCAUUUGACAGCGGCUCUCCUGCCAUGUCCUCCACUGUCGCUGUUAACAUCGACAUCUCUGAUGUUAACGACAACCCUCCGGUCUUUACUCCUCCCAACUCCACAGCCAUCAUACAGCUCAACCAGGCUGCUGGCACCCCCAUUCUAACACUGUCAGUAAGUGAUAAAGACUCCCCUAGAAAUGGUGCCCCCUUUGUUUUUCGCAUAGUGGCAGGAAAUGAAGGUAGUUUCUUCCGUUUGGACAACACUGGAUCUCUAAAGUCCAACCGUGUGUUCGGUCCUGAAGCACCCAGAGAAUUCAUGCUUGAAAUUCAGGCAAGUGACUCGGGUAAACCGAGUCUUACUUCUUCUUCCUGGGUGUUUCUGAGAGUCAUCGGUAACAGUCAGUAUAAGCCCAUUGUCUCACCUCUGGAGAUCUACAUCGUCAUGUCAACGGAUACUUUUCCGGGUGGUCCGAUCGGCCGAAUCUAUGCCACAGACCGUGAUCCCAAUGAUGUCCUGUCUUUUACCCAUAAGCCUCAUCCAAAGAGCAUGUUUAAGAUCAACAGACAAGAUGGGAGUGUUGUUGCUCUGCCAGGCUUGGAACCUGGGAGAUACCAGAUGAAUGCAACAAUCAGUGAUGGACGAUUUGCUGUCAUAGCUGAUGUGUCAGUCCAGGUUGAACAGGUGACUGAUGUUUUGCUGCGUAGCUCCCUGACCUUGCGUUUCAGCUCCAUCUCAUGGGAGGAAUUACUUGGACGGUACCUGAAUCAGAUUAAAGUAACUUUACGAGCUAUAGCAGGCUGGAAAUGGUUACCAGGGCAGCAGGAUCCUCUUCACAUACUUGGUGUGCAGCCAGUUACAGGGACAUCCAAUAUCGAUUUGGUUCUGGCAUUAGAGAGACCAGAGACGUUAGGCACUGGACGGACGGAGGGGUUUUACUCCCAGCAGGAGUUGGCAGCAAAGCUGGAGGAAGCAGCAGCACGCGGUGAGAUGCGAGGUGCCCUUGCUGGAGCAGCUUUAAUCAGCGGCACCUGUUCUGGGAAGCUGGAUUGUGGAGACAUGGAGUGUAAAAACACGCUUGUGAUGGAGGGUGGUUUGCCUGUCACCUACAACACAGAAAGGAUCACCUUGGUGCUGCCCAGGUUUGGACGUACAGAGAGCUGCACCUGCUCAGGAGGGACGUGCCCAACCCCUGUAGAACUUUGUGAAGGUCAGUCCUGUCCAGACGAUAUGCGGUGUGUCCUUUCUGGUCCAACAGCACCAUCUGUCUGCCAGUGUCAGCCUGAGCGACUGGAUGAGUGUGCAGGUCAGACCUCUCUAAGUUUUUCUGGAAACAGCUACAUCAAGUACAGAGUGACAGAGAGGGUCCAGAGCGGAGAGAUGAGGCUUGGCCUCAGGGUUAGAACGCUUCAAACAAGAGGAGUCAUUAUGUUCACUCGUGUUAACCCUUGCACUAUGCUAAAGGUAAAUUUAAAAAAUGACUGCAAUUAUGCAGUUCUUUUAGACAGACCAAUAAAUGAUGGUCUGUGGCACUCAGUUGCUUUAGAGCUGACCAGAAACUACACCCUUCUUUCACUGGAUGAACUCGCUCCUGAUUCCUCGUUUUUCUUUGGGGCACAAGUGAGGCUGCUGAACGGGCCAGGUGAGAGACCUAUCUUUGGACUUGAGGAAAGCCUGGGAGGAGGGCCAGAAUUUGGAGAGCGUUCAGUGAGGGGCCCAGCGAGAGCCCAGGACGGCUUUCAAGGUUGCCUGGGGUCACUGAUGCUGAACGGUAACGAGCUGCCACUCCAAAAUAAGAGGAGCCGUUACGCCGAGAUAGCCGGGCUGAGUGAGGUCAAGCUGGGCUGUGUUCUUUAUCCAGAUCCGUGCAUCAGCCAACCGUGCCUUAAUGGAGCCUUCUGCAGCAGCCUGCCAUUUGAAGGCUUCAUGUGUAGUUGCAGCAGUGGAUUCACUGGGGGGCGCUGUGAAGUUGAACUAACAUCCUGCAUGCCAAACCCAUGCCAGAAUGGUGGAGAGUGCAAAGCUGUUGGCAAUGCAUUCCUCUGUGGCUGUCCGAGAGGACUCAGGGGACUUAUAUGUGAUGUGGAUGUAAAUGAGUGUGACCAGGACAACUGUGGAAACAGAGGAGAGUGUGUCAACACGUUCGGUUCGUUCUACUGCAACUGCUCAGAUGGAUAUGAGUUUUGCGAUGAUCAGGUCCCUGAAGACGACACAGAGGCUGAGCCGCUGUCUUAUGUUGGACCGGGGGAAAUAAUAGGCAUUGGAGUGCUUGCCUUUGUCAUCAUUUUUCUCCUCAUACUCUUCGUCGCCUUCAGGAAGAAAAUCAAAUUCCGGAAAGACUCCGACCCGGGUCCGGGAACCAUGGCUGCUUCGGGCAUCUCAGCUGUUUCCUCAGAAGCUAGCUACAUGCUACACAAGACUGGAAUGGGGGUUGAGGGGAUUGAGUUCAAAGCUGUGCGUGUGCCAGGCUCACCGGCUACCACGGCAACCUAUGGUGAGGUAGGAGGCUGCAGCGGAGGUCCUCCUCAGGUCAUGGUGCGUCCUACUGCCCACUCUAUCCUCCCGGGAACCGAGAGGACCACUUCCAGUGAAAGCAGUCAGAUGAGCAGCUUCCUCUCAGAUGUGUCUAAUGUCCGAGGUAUAGCAAAUAGGAGAGGAAUUGCAGUAUGUAGCGUGGCACCCAAUCUCCCCUCAGCAUCGGCCCGCCGCCCGGAGCACAGUCCAGCCCACAAAGUCUCAUGGGAGGGCAAGGAAACCAGAGAGAAAGUCCUGGACAGGCACAGAGACGAGAGGGAGGAGGAAUGGGGCCAGAGGGCUUUUGAGCUGGAGAGAACCCAGAGGGAUAACAGUCCGCAGGAGCUUGUGGAGGAGGACAUGGCGUGUCUCUCAGACUCCACCUCUGAUGAGCGCUCCCUCAGUUCCUACACCUCUGAGUCCAUUGAUGACAAUGCAUCCAUAGUCACAGUCAUACGUCUAGUCAAUGAUGCUGUUGAUGAUAUUGAAAGUGAAGUGUCACACAUGGACAAAGAACAGCAGUGGAACAGCCCGGUGAGGCACCACCUGCAGAACAAGGAUAGGAUUUGUGUAGAGUUCGUCAAAGAGUACACUGUGGAUUCAUACCGGUGGGAGACUUCCUUCCAGAGUUUGAGCUGGCUGUCACCGUCACGGCUGCAGCCGCCAGAGGUGGGAUACCAUUACAACCUCAGUGACGCCCAGCAGAACAUCAGACGUGGAGGCAGCACACGCUCCCUCCAGCUUGACUCCAGAAUGAUGAGCUGCAGCGGUGACAGAGGCCAUGAGUGGGGCCAGGAGAACAGGAGGAGGACCUUCCAGUGGGAGAGGAAUCAGUCUGGCGAGUGGGAAAGAAGACAAACUGUUCACAGAGAUGAAAAGAGGAGACACGAAGGGGAAGGGAAGAAGACGGAGAUGAGAAGCAGGGAUGUGGCGGAGCACCACAGAGAACAUCUGCAGCUGCAUGGCUGUGACAGUGUUGAAGACAGCUCCUCGCCUAUUUACGAGGAGUACAGAGAGGCCUGCCAUGAUCCAGAGCCAAAUGAUGACUCAGAGAGUCUCUAUGACACUCUACCGCCAACACGGCGAGCGUAUGAGGGAUACCCGUCGAGCCCACCGGGCCUCAACCUGCACCCGGCUCAACUCAUGCCCCCGUUGAGGGCCUGGGAUCUACAGGAGGAGGAAUGGAGGCGAUCAAGGGAGGAACAGGAAGGACUCAGCUCUGCCGGACUGAGCGGUUCUGGAGAUGAGCUAGAAAGACUUCUGAACCUGGUGUCGCUCAGAGCCAGGAGAGCCGCUCGGACGAAUAGAACCUCUACUGGAUCUGAGCCAACAGGAAGCUGGGAGGGGUGUAAAUGAACCACUAACCAGACUGUUUACAGAAUAUUUAAAGCAUUUAUUAAUCCUUUAUGAACAGCAGAGAGGCAGCGAUUCUCCCUGACUUUACUUUGUAUUUAUAGUACAACACCUCUGCUGCAGCAUCUAAAAAUAAUUGUACAGGAAUAUUUUUAAAAAAGACACAUAUGUGUCUGUUAUGCUUAUCCUGGUGUAAACAAGCACUAAUCCACCACCAAUCCCCUGGAUCUUUGAUAAGCUGCAGGAAUCAGAGGAAAUUCAUGUGUUCUCUCAACGCCUUCACCUGUGCCGCGUGAGAAUCGUCCGCGAUUGGCUGUGAAUCAAAGCCGUUACAUUUAUUAUUUAGAGCCACUGAAGCACUGCAUUCAUCUGUUUCUCUGUUGUUGUUUGGGGUGUGGGGAUGAUACCAACGUACGUCUAUGUGUUGUGUGCUUCGUACAUUGUAUUUUUUCAAACAUGCAAGCACACGCACACUAUCGCUGUGUGAACUCAGCCUCACAUUUCUUAGAGCUUUUAUUGUUUUCACUGGCACAUGCUUGAGGUUGUUUGGGAGAGAUCUUUUCACCCACGUCCUACUACACACAGCCUGAGCUGAGCUAUUAAGAUUACCAAUGCUGAUACCUGGGGGAAUUUUUCCUUAAUCAUUCAAUUAUUCUAUGAAUAUUUAUUUGAUAACUACUCAUUUGUGAGAGCCUCUUUCAUGAACACACAUCAUGGAUGUUAUGCAUUUUAAAUUUUUGUCAACAGUUGUGGUUUUCUUUUUUUCCUUUGCUUUAAAUUUAUAUGUGAA
Gambusia affinis (western mosquitofish) is the source of this 15034-nucleotide messenger RNA. Its product is annotated as protocadherin Fat 3. NCBI's taxonomy places the organism in Eukaryota, Metazoa, Chordata, Actinopteri, Cyprinodontiformes, Poeciliidae. The record is from RefSeq and is a predicted model, not a curated record. Gene Ontology annotation, cellular component: plasma membrane. Gene Ontology annotation, biological process: homophilic cell-cell adhesion. Gene Ontology annotation, molecular function: calcium ion binding.